AUGUAUAACAUGAAUGCAAGACCAAUGACAAAACGCAGAUGGAGCUUCAUCAAAGUGAAGAUUGGCAUGUCUGUAGUGGAGAUGAUCUGCGAUAUUGUGUGCAUUGUUUACAUUUACGAUGGCAAAAAUGAUUCACAUAGGUGGGCUGUUGAGAACGAGCAGCUGUCAUGGCUUGCUAACUGCACAUCGGCUAGCUUACUGUUCUGCACAUUCAAGAUCAUCAUGUCUUGUGCUGAAGCAUGUGGGUACGACAACGAAGUAACCAGGUGUUUGUCAGACAUGUCAUUGCUGAUGUCACUGUGGGCUGGAGAUGUGCCGAAGUCCUGUGUGAACCUGCUGAUUCUCAAAGGCAACACAAAGAAAUACGUCAAUGUAUUUCACUUCUUGAAAGCUGUUUUUGUCAUCCUGUUUAAAAGUGCCAAAAGGGGGGAAGUUUCAGACCAUCACUUUCAUGAAUGCUGUAACUGUAUUUCACCAGCAUACAUUCUUGGGUGGAUUGUGGAAGUCGUUGUUGCUGUAUGGAUUGUAUGUUUAUGCAUUUCUUCACGGUUCUAA
This is a messenger RNA of Candidula unifasciata, 555 nucleotides long. NCBI's taxonomy places the organism in Eukaryota, Metazoa, Mollusca, Gastropoda, Stylommatophora, Geomitridae. The record is from the annotation of a GenBank genome assembly.